Messenger RNA from Leptosia nina, 825 nucleotides. Lineage: Eukaryota; Metazoa; Arthropoda; Insecta; Lepidoptera; Pieridae. The record is from the annotation of a GenBank genome assembly.
AUGUGGUCUACAUUGCCUGCGUGGUUAGUUGCGGUCUGCGUAUGCGCUUGCGCAGCGCAGCGCAUUGACCAGGAGCCCGUUUUAUCGCCACGCCAGUCUCGAAUCCGGGACCGUGACGCGAAGCCUGAUGAACCUACUUGCGAUCAGCUUAAAGCUAUGUGGAGGUUCUCCAAGAGACAAGCACGUGCUCCCGAGAUCAUGAAUGAAGUGAAUUCGUACCGCGACCCCCUUCUCUACAACGAGUGGCCUGUCUACACGGCUGUGCCCCGGGCCGCUCCAAGAUUCCGAUAUCAAUACCCAGCUAUGCCUCGUGAAGCCUACGGACGCGUUAUCACAAAGGCGCCGCCCAACGUUGUACGCACACCUGAUUACGGAGAGAUGUUCGGUAUGCUGAACGUACCCCAUACCUCUGGUAAGAUUCUCCGGUACCCUGGACCUUCCAGACCUCGCGGAGGAUCUACUUUCAUGGUACCCCCGCAGAGGGAUAGAUUCGAAGCUCUAAAGAAAUUGAUAAGGCAGGAGCACAUCCGCGAAUUACAGAGGAAAUACGAAACGGAACAAAAGCAGGAGUUGAAGGAAAUUGCUGCUGGCAGGGGAAAUGAAGAUUAUCCGUACGGCGCAUAUGGUGAACAGGAACCACGCGGGCUUCAGGCAAUUGAGUACGCCUCGGAUGACCCAACUGCUAGGCACAAUAAGAAACCGCCAGCCGGCAGCCGUCAGGUGUCCCAGUUCUCUCGUUACUCCGACGUGAUGCUGCCCCCGGUGCGACGUACCGUCUACCCGUACAUGGAGUACGCUGUCCCCGACUUCAUCCCCUACUACUGA